Molecule: messenger RNA, 969 nt
Organism: Diaporthe amygdali
Lineage: Eukaryota; Fungi; Ascomycota; Sordariomycetes; Diaporthales; Diaporthaceae
Product: nad-dependent epimerase dehydratase protein
Exons: 2
Coding region: 1-969 (322 amino acids)
Source: RefSeq, a predicted model, not a curated record
AUGCCGCAAAAUGAGGCGAUUCUCAUUACUGGCGCAGCCGGCUUCAUCGGACAAGUUCUAGCAGCAGCGCUGCUCGAAUCAUCACCGAACAUCACCUUGACUUUGACCGAUGUCAUAGAACCUCCGGUUCCUUCAUCGGUUUCGCAACAUUUAAACCGUGUCACAGCUACGAGCAGCGACCUGACUCAACCGUCUGCCGUAGCGUCUCUCCUCUCAGGCUCUUUCAAAGCGGUCUACCUCCUACAUGGUUUGAUGUCCGGUGGAGCAGAAGCCAACUUGGAGCUCGGAUGGCGGGUGAAUUGGGAUAGUCACCGAGCCAUUCUGGACCAACUGCGGAUACAUCAUCCUGGAACUGUGGUGGUAUUUCCAAGCUCGCUAGCCGUGUACGGACCAACUGCUUCCGGAGACGUCACAAAUGAAUCCACAAACCCUCUGCCGCAGUCUUCGUAUGGCGCUCAAAAGCUGAUGGUGGAAACGUAUCUGAACGACUUUUCGAGGCGCGGUCUCCUUGAUGGACGUGUUGUCCGACUUCCGACUGUCGUCGUCAGGCCCGGUGCCCCAUCUGCAGCAGCCAGCUCUUUCGCCAGUGGCAUUAUUCGGGAGCCACUGCAAGGCAAGAAGAGUGUCCUCCCCGUUUCACGCGAUCUCGAAAUGUGGGUCUGCAGCCCCAAGACUGUGGUCGCAAACCUCAUCAGGGUCAAAGAUGUACCCAAAGAGAAGUUUGGCUUGAGCAGAGUCCUCAACCUUCCCGGAAUAACUGUGACUGUUCAACAAAUGUUAGAUGCUGUGGAGAAGGUAGGAGGAAACCAGGCAGUCGGGUUGAUCGAAGAGAGUAGAGAUCCAAAAGUUGAAGCUAUUGUGGGAAGUUGGCCUGCUAGAUUUAACACAUCGAGAGCACAAGGCUUGGGCUUGGUGGCGGACCGUACGUUAGUGGAAACUGUGAAUGAAUAUGCCGAGAGCUUGCGGUAA